AUGACCAGCACAACAGAGCAGACGAAUGGCGCACAUGUGACCAAUGGGGAAAAGCUAGGUCAACUCCCUCAACGCGAUGAACGAUCCGGCCUCGUAAACCAGUGGCAUUCACAGCCAUCUGUCGUCCGGAUUAUUCAUAUUGGCGCUGGUGCCACGGGACUUUGUGCUGCUUACAAGAUGCGCAACGCGCUCAAAGACUAUGAACUUGUUUGCUACGAGAAAAACAAUCAAGUCGGGGGCACAUGGUUUGAAAACACGUACCCUGGGUGCGCCUGUGAUGUACCUGCACAUGUAUAUACAUACACUUUUCGACCGAAUCCGAAGUGGUCUUCUUAUUAUGCUUACUCGUCUGAAAUCCUCGACUACUUCCAAGACUUUUAUAGGGAGCAAGAACUUUCCAAAUAUGUGAAGUUGGAGCAUCGCGUUCUCAGUGCUACGUGGCACGAGAAAAAAGGUCAAUGGGAGGUUGCCAUCGAGCACGAUGGGAAGAUAUUUACAGACUGGUGCCAUGUUCUUAUGAAUGGUUCAGGAUUGUUGAACAAGUGGCGCUGGCCAGAUAUCAAGGGUCUCAACACAUUCAAUGGCCCAGUCGUUCACUCUGCACAAUGGGAUAGCUCCAUCAGCUACAAUGAUAAGAUAGUGGCAAUUCUUGGAACAGGUUCAUCGAGCAUUCAGAUCUUGCCUCAAAUUCAAAAGGUUGCUACACAGGUGAAGGCUUUCCUCAGAAGCCCAACGUGGAUUGCCCCGCCUAUGCAGCGAAUUCCGGUGGAUGCGCCUAGCCCUGAGAACCCUGAGCCGGAAGAGAUACCCAACCCGCUCAUUCAGCAAUACUUUUACAAAGACCAUGAAAUCAAAUAUUUGUCUGAAAACCCCGAGCAACAUCUCACAUACAGAAGGAAAAUCGAGUACGCUAUUAACCGAGGGUUUGCCAUUUUUUACAAGGACACGGAAGCGUCUCAGAUGGCUGAGUGGUACAUGCGAAACGAAAUGGAAAAACGGCUAGCGAGCAACCCCGAGCUACAGAAAAGACUGAUUCCGAGCUUUCCUCCAGGCUGCAGGCGCCUCACGCCUGGCGAUGGCUACUUGGAAGCCCUGGUCCAGCCGAAUGUAACAAACAUCUUUGAUGACAUUCAGUCAAUCAAUGAAACUGGACUCACAACGAAUGAUGGAAAGCAUCACCAGGUCGACGUGAUCGUAUGCGCGACUGGUUUUGAUAUGGCCUGGACUCCGCACUUUGGUCUGACGGGUGUAGAUGGUGUUGACAUCAAGAAGGCUUGGAGCCCUUUACCACAGUGUUAUCUGGGUAUUGCUGCCCCAGAAUUCCCCAAUUACUGGGUAAUGAAUGGACCGCGUGGAGCCUUGGGAAAUGGAACUGUUCUUCCGUGCUUUGAGCUACAAAUCGACUACGUUAUUGAGGCGGUUAAGAAAAUCCAAACGGAACGUAUCAGAGCAAUGGAUGUGCGUACAGACAUUACCGACAAGCUCAACGAAUAUAUCGACAAGUGGAUGGAUACCUCGGUCUUCAGCGCCAACUGCAAAAGUUGGUACAAGAACAAUACCCUGGACGGCAAGGUCAUUUGCUGGGGAGGAUCGUCACUUCACUAUCUCAAAACCCUCAAAACUCCUCGAUGGGAACACUACAACAUCCGGUAUCAUGACGAUGACCCGUGGGGAUUCUUGGGUAACGGCCGCAUCGAAGCUGAGACGAAGGAUGACUUUUUGGGCAUGACGAGUUACUUGAGAAACUCAGAUCACGGAUGGGAAAUUAAUUAG
Molecule: messenger RNA, 1773 nt
Organism: Bipolaris oryzae ATCC 44560
Lineage: Eukaryota; Fungi; Ascomycota; Dothideomycetes; Pleosporales; Pleosporaceae
Exons: 8
Coding region: 1-1773 (590 amino acids)
Molecular function (GO): flavin adenine dinucleotide binding; N,N-dimethylaniline monooxygenase activity; NADP binding
Source: RefSeq, a predicted model, not a curated record